Molecule: messenger RNA, 609 nt
Organism: Talaromyces rugulosus
Lineage: Eukaryota; Fungi; Ascomycota; Eurotiomycetes; Eurotiales; Trichocomaceae
Exons: 2
Coding region: 1-609 (202 amino acids)
Source: RefSeq, a predicted model, not a curated record
AUGUCGAGCUCUAAUAUCUCACUCCCCGAAGAUCUCAGGGGUUUCAUGGGACGCAUUAUUGAACUAGAGUUUAUUAUUAGGGCGUCAAAUGGAGAUAGGUCUGUCGGUACCACUGUUUCCGCCGCCGAAGUCUACACAGGCGUCCUAAACUGGGUCUUGGAGUCCUGCAAAACGGUGGAGAAUUCUUCAACACUUCCCCCCGCCCAGUGGAGGGCUUCUUUUUCGGCACGUUCUGAGCCCGACGACAUUCCAACCCCAGAUGAGUUGCAGGCCUACAUAAAUCAAGUGAUUGGGGUGAUAAAUGAGGAGGUCCGACUGCGUGCCAAAUACAAGAUCGCCGACCUCUCGACCGGAGAGAUGAAGCGCGUGAAGCAUAUCAAGGACGUGUUUGUCCUCAUUAUGACAAAACUGAACAUGCUGGGUAGACUCAAGUGGGUCAAUGGGGGAACUGGGACAAUGACACAGUUAAUGGCCAACGUGAUCACUCUGAUGACCGGGCCAGGGGUGAAUGCGAACGACCUGGUCCCCACGUACAAAACUCAGGAGGAGGCCUUGGAACAUGCGAACCAGGUGAUUGACGAAAUUAUGGCUGAGGACGCCAACAAGUGA